Ylistrum balloti is the source of this 9434-nucleotide messenger RNA. Its product is annotated as ankyrin repeat domain-containing protein 29-like. The coding region runs from base 236 to 1171 and encodes 311 amino acids. Gene Ontology annotation, cellular component: cytoplasm. Gene Ontology annotation, molecular function: protein binding. The transcript has 8 exons. The record is from RefSeq and is a predicted model, not a curated record. Lineage: Eukaryota; Metazoa; Mollusca; Bivalvia; Pectinida; Pectinidae.
UUAAAAGUAUUUUACACCUUGUCCACUGACAUCGUUGAUUGUUUGCAGCUAUUUGUUUGAGAUAUUAUAGUGUAAAUGGAGACUGACAGAUGGCAUGUGUAUAAAGAUUUAAUGGAAUAUCAUCAAUUUCUUAUCAACAACUGUGCUCAUUUCUCACACUGAAGCCAACACUGGGAGAUGUGCUGUCCAAACUGUCUGUGCUGCAGACAAUUGUUGUUCGUCAUUCAAACUGGAUAUGUAUUUCUAUGAAUUCCAGAAGGAGACUCCGUCUGACCAGCAACUUCACCUGGCGGCACUCCAAGGAAACUUCGACCUCCUCAAACGUGUCUUGGACAGUGGAAAAGUACAUGUUGACUGUAAAGACAAGGAAGGAACCACUCCCUUAAUACUUGCUGCGGCCAAUAAUCAUCUAGACUGUGUAAAAGAAUUAUUGAAACAAGGUGGAGAUCCAGCAGCAAGAAGAUUGACGGGAACAUGUGCUCUGUUUUUUGCUGCCCAAGGAGGAUUUCUAGAUAUUGUUAAAGUGUUAUUAGACAGUGGCGCACCCGUGGAUAUUUCAAGUUAUGAUGGAGGUACAGCCCUGUUUGUAUCAUGUCAAUGUAACCAUCUAGAUGUCGUGGAUGAGUUGUUGGCACGAGGUGCCGACAUCCACUGUCAGAUGGUGGAUGGAGCUACGCCAUUGUUUAUCACAGCUCAGAAUGGACAUCUGAAACUACUGAAAUAUCUCAUUAGCAAGGGUGCUGAUGUAAACGUGAAGCGACAGGAUCAGGCAACACCCCUUUGGAUUGCAUCACAGAUGGGACAUGUGCCAGUGGUGAGGGAACUACUGUUGGCUAAUGCUGAGGUGGAUGCUGUGAGAGAGGAUGGAGCCACCCCUCUAUUUAAAGCCUGUCACAAAGGUCACCUAGAGGUCGUGGAACAGCUUCUGCGAUACAAACCCAAACUAGGAUUGUUACAGAAUGGAGAGACACCACUUCAUGCUGCUGCAUUAUUUGGCCAUAUGAAAGUAAUCAAACUUCUUCUGUCCUAUGAUGUAGACACACAAAUCAAAAAUAAGGAAGGGAAAACUGUGGUGGAGCUAGCCAGAGAAGCAGGUUAUGACUACAUUGCCAAGUUUGUUGAGAGUUAUGUGAGAAGUAGUACACCUAAUGGCUCCACCUCCUCGUCCUGAUGUAGACGUGACAGAAAAUCUACGCAUCUGUGAUCUGAGUGUUGUUAGACCAGUUUUUUACCUGCUAUAGGCAAACAUUACAGGGGCUGCUUAAAUAACAUCAUCUAUGACACAGGGUUGAUAGUGUGAUCCUAAACAAUAACUGUUAUUUGCAUGUUAUCUCUAAAUAAAAUUCCCUUGUAGUCAAUUGGAAGCUUAACAUUAGUUAUAAAUCUUGAUUGCAAAUUUUUGAAAUAAUUAUUUUACAAUGUCUAGAAUUACACGGCAACAAUUUUUUUAAAACUGGCCUCAGAAAGAUAUGCUCUUUCUUAUACCUUAAUCAUGUCUAUAAUUUUGAGUAUACGACAAAGUCUCAAGUGACCUAUUGUGAUAGUCUUUUGUCCAGCAUUCCUUAUAAUAAUAAUGGGUUAACAGUUACCAACUUCUUCUCAAUAAUCAAAAGGCCCAGGGUGCUGAUAUUGGGCCUGUAGCCUGCUGGGAUGAAAGGCUACCAAGUUUGUAAAAAAAAUUAAUGACCUUGAUACACUCUCAAGGUCACAGGGGUCAAAUAUGUUUAAAACAACUUCUUCUCAAUAAAAAAGGGGGCAUGGUAUGGUGAUAUUCAGCCAGUAGUAUGCUGGGAGAAGUGCUACUAAAUUUGUUAAUAUUAUUGACCGUGACAUUCUUUAAAGGUCACAGGUGCCAAAUAUGUUAAAUUAUUUAAAUGACAUCUCCUUAAUAACCAAAAGAUCAAGAGUGCUGAUAUUAGGCAUUUAGCAUACUGGCAUGAAGGGCUACCAAGUUUGUUCAUAUGGUUGACCUUGACCCACUUUCAAGGUCACAGGUAUCAAGUAUGUUACAAUAUUUAAACAACAUUUUUUCUCAAUAACCUAAAUGCCCAUAUUAUUGAUAUUUAUUUCAAGGUCAUAGGAUUCAUAUAUGUUUAAAUGACUUCUUCUCAAUAAACAAUAUGCACAGAAUGCUGAUCUUGAGCCAGUAGCAUCAUAGUAUGAAGUGUUACCAAGGUUGUCUAUAUUAUUGACCUUAACCCACUUUAAAGGUUACAUGUAUCAAUUAUGUCAUAAUGAUAAGUGACUUCUUCUCAAUAACCAAAAGGCAUAGGGUCAUGAUAUUGGGCCAGUAGCAUGGCGGAAUGAAAGGCUAUCAUGUUUGUUCAAAUGAAAGACCUUAACCUUCAUUCAAGGUCACAGGGGUCAAAUAUGCUAAACUACAACAAGAGAGAGUGUUAUCAGUUCCUUUAAAUUGAAAAUUAAGCCUCCAAACUUAGAAACAAUAAAAACUGUCUGUCUGCCCUAAUGCUGGGACUGAUGGACAGGUACUAAAACUGUCCAAAGACCUGAAGACUUCAGGUGACUGUUAAGGCCCAUGGGCCUCUUGUUAUAAGGUCAAGUUAUAUCUUAGCUUAAGGCCAAGUUAAGUCAGAACCAGAGGUCAUUAAGUUUAACCUCAACAUUAGUUAUAAUAGUAGACAUAAGUUAAGUCAUAAUUUCAUUCAUGCACCAAUUCUUUCAUAACUACUAGAAUGUACAAUGACCCUUUGUUAAAAAUAUUUUUUGUUUUCAAUUUCAUGUUCAGAUUGGUUAUAAUGAAUUUGAUCACAAAUGAAAAGUUUCUAAUUUUUCUCUUUUGUUAUUGAAUUGAUUUCAAAUCUUUGUUUCUCUGUAAAUAUGUAAAGUUUCUUUUUAUUUGGUUUUCUGAGAGAAAAGAUGAUGGCAAUUAUUUUUUCCGUUGAGAAAAAUAUACGAAAUGAGUUAGACAUAUUACGCUGUGACUUGAUUGCUAGCAAAUAUACAGAUAAAUCUUGUAAUCAAAAAGUAUCCCUGUGUCAUGCAGUUGUUGUGUUUGUAUUAGUAUUUGGUUGUCCCCAUUUAGCAGCAUAUGUAACUGAUUGUCUCAAUACAACUGUGUGAUUAUAUAUGGUUGUCCCCAUGUGUCUUAAUGAGAAAAACAAAAAAAAGACUGUGUUAUUUAAAUAUUUGUUAAUACAAUGUUUACUUGCUCUGUUUAAGGAUUGUUUAUGGAACAGUCAAAUUGUAUGAUUAAACUAGCGCAUUAGAUUUGAUUUUAAGAAUACUCAUUUUGCACCGAUAUUAAUUCCGAGUAAAUAAUUGAGAUCACACAAAAUUGUUGAUACGUAAUAUAUUGUUGUUUUAUUUCAUGUAUAAACACCAUGACUUCAGAAGUCUGAUUUAUUCUUUCAAAACUCACAUUGAAAGCGUUACUAGUAAUCCCUUUUAUUUAAACUAAAUGUCCAAAUUUAACAAAUAUUUCUUUUACAGAAAUCUACAAAUAAGACACAUCAGGCAUUGAUUUUUAAUACUGAUAAAUUAUAUGUUCACCUUUGACCUCUAUAAAAGAGACCAUUUUGAAAAAAAUUGAAAGCACUUUGUCAGUAAAUGACUAUAAUUUCCAUUAGGGCAUAGAUAUUUUAAGAUACACAUGUGACAACUAUGAUAAGGAUAUAUGUAAUUCAUUUAUUCAUUGGUAUUGAUACGAUUAUGCUCUCGUCUGUAUUGAUCUUUGCUUUCGGGCCAGUAACCAAUGAAGUUGAGUCAGGUCUAUUGUUCUUGUAGUAUCUUAUCAGGUUUCCUCUGUGGAGACAUAGCAUGACUGAAUGAUUUAUGUCGAAGUAUAUGGUUUUAUGUAUUGUGUCCUAACUUCAAGACAAUAUAUUGGUAGUGCUGCCUUCAUGUUUGAGCUGUCAAAACAGUCACCAUAUAAACCAAAUAUCAUCUGUGAUGUCAGUGUGUGUUUCAUAAGUUUCCACAAGAUAUUUCUAAAUAGAAACUGAAAAGGUGAUAUACCAUUUCCUUUCAGAGAUUUUUAGACCUGAAAAAAAAAUCUGUUUGAAUUUACAGACCUUUGUUUUAAUAUAAGUAUGGUAUACUAUCAGUUUAUGGGAAACAUACUUUUUAUGAUGAAUAUAAAGUUGAAUUUGUAAAUUUUGCAAAACAUUUCAAUAUACAGAUAAUCAAGGACAUAAUUACUCAAUAUGUGUACCUGUAUUUAGAAUAGCAUGGACUACAAGGGUGAAAACAAUUUCAGGGUUUUAAUUACUUAUAGUAUUUAACCCACCGAGUUUCAUGAAUAUUAAUUGGAAUAUUAGUAUUGUGAUUAGCAGGUGUACCUCAUGUGAGGUGUUUGGAUGUGUAUGACUUUGUUUAUUAAUUUAUAGUCAGUGUUAACCAGGUGUAGGUGCUAAUAACCUAAAUAUUGAUCCCAGAUAAGUAAUCUUGAGGCAUAAUACAAGGAAAUAUAAUUCAUGUGGAAAGAGAAAUUAUGUUCUUAUUAAUGUAGAACAGGAGUAGGUGUUGCUGGGCUUUAAUUAUAGUGACACUAGUGCAGAAUAUUUUUAUCAAAAAGAGAAUGUCAGAUGGACUAUGAAUUAGAAAAUCAUUGGAUAAUGAAGACCUGUAAAAAUGUUAUUAGAUUGUGUUUAAAAUGCUUAUUUGGGAGCUAACUAGUUAUAUUAGGUGUAUUAUAUAUGGAAAGUGAAAGUGAUUCAGCAAGUAAACAAAAAUUGUAUUUCCUUGCUGGUUGCCUUCAUUUAAUAUUAAUGAACACAUGUAAUGGGUGUGCUGUAACUUAUACAUUUACAAAAAUCAAAUAGCUAUUUGUUGUAUAAUACUUAUUUAUUCAUUUAUAUUCUUUAAACAUAGUAAUAUAUGUAGUUGAAAGCAGUUUGUUGAUUAUAUCCUUUCAGGAGGAUGAUUCUGAUUCUGCAUCAUAUCAUUAUGUCACAGAUGAAAUGGGUUCAUGUCUACAAUUUGUUUUAUUCUUGUAAAUUUUUUCUUUGGCAAUAUCUUAGCUUACCUAGCAUGUUCAUUGCAUAUUUCAAAAAUAUAAAUAAAAUUUCAUGCAGUUUAGUGGGUGUUAAAACAUUAUUCUCUAAAAUUCAUUUUUUGAAAAAGAAUUGUAUGAUGUUUAUUUUAAAGGUUUGCUAAAUUGUGAUUUAUAACCAAAAUCUUAUGUCACAUUCCAGUUUCUCAAUUAAAAUAUUUGCAUUAUAUCAAAAUCUUGACAAAAAAGUUUAGAGAUUUACAAUCAACUUUGCAUAUUCUUAUGCAGAUUUCUAUUUUAGCAACGCUUGCUUUUCUUGUUCUGUUUAGAAUCAUUUAGUUGAUGCAUUUUAAAUAUUUAACCAGCUUAAAGUAAAAUCAACAUAGAAUAUUAUAGUUUAUUAUAAUAUAUAUUUAGUUUUAAAAAAAAAAAUUCAAAAUGGUAGUAUGCAAGUUUCAAGAUAAUACUUUAAUGCUUUAUUGCUUUACCAAAAAUACAUCUGGAUGAGUGUAGAUUGACAUAAGUGGCACAUUAGAUUUUUUUGGAGAGAGGGAGAGACAGACAUGUAUAAUUUGACAUGCCUCAUGAUUUUGACAAGCUAUUUAGUAAAUAGAAUAAGUAAAGAGGUUUCUUGGAAUAAUAUAUCCAUGUUUCAUGUUUAUCAGAUAGUUAUCGGAGCUAAGAGAUAUUUAGAUAUUUAUUCUAGAGGAAUGUAGAUUUUUUCAUCUAGGCAGUAAAUACAUUUGUAGCCCAGUCUUAUAAGUUGAGAAAAAAAAGUUGGAAAUUGUGCAACAGUGUUUGCCAUUGUUUUAGGGAGAAAUAUGAGACUUGUGCAGCAGUUACUGUCCUUGUCAACUGAUAAAUGACUGUGAGAAUUGUACAGGAGUGUGGUCCCUGUUUAGGGAGAAUUACUGAGAAUUGUGCUGCAGUUACCCUCCCUGUUGAGGGAGAAAUGAGACAUGUGCAGUACUUACUGCCCCUGUUGACGGAGAGAUGACUGCGAGAAUUGCACAGGAGUUAUUGCCCCAGUUUUUCAUUUUCUGAUUCUGUAACUAUAUGAUUUCAGAAUAUCUUAUUGUCUUGGUGGUAUUGACAAUAGGAAUUGGGCAACAGGCAGAACCUAUGAAAGCCCUCUCCUUAAAAUUCUGUAACUAUGCAAAACAAGACAUGAUUUCAUGUAGGUAGAAGAUCCCAAGGGAAAUGACUAGUAGAAAAGUUUGAUGUUUGCUUUGAAUGUAGUGCUUUGUGUAGAUACUGUGUAGUUAGUGGUUCAUAUCGUGCUUAUGAUCUGGUCUUAGUUGGCCAAGUGAUUAAGGUGUCUGGCAUCUUUAUCACUUGCCCUCCACCUCUGGGUCACAGGUUUGAGACUUGUGUGGGACAGUGGCCAGGUAAUUGAUGGAGAUUGAUGUUUUUUCUCUGGGAACUGUGGCUUUCCUCGACCACCCAAACAUGGCAUUCUGGCUAUUUAUAGGAUGUAAAGCCAACAGUAAACCAAACCAAACGAAACCUUAGUUUCUAAGUUUUUUAUGUGGUUGAAUAAAAAACUUUAUGUGAAAUUUUAAUCUGUCAUAAUAAUCAGUCAAUACGUAUUCAUAGGUUGGAUAAUUUAUGAAAUAUCUCAACAACAUUGUAAAUCAAUGUUAUACUGUUAAAAAUACUUUCAAGUAACAUUUGAUGAACAUUUUCUAAAUUCCUAGAACCAAGGUAAUAGAUAGUGAAGGAUUGUCUUUAUGAUUGUACAACUAGAUGUAGUGUUUCCAGUCAGUAAAUAUCAGUAGUGAUGGAGUAGUGUUGUUCAGAGGCUUGGCAUGAAUUCCCAAACCCACUUUCAUUCUAUCCUUUUUCUACAAUACUAUACACCAAUACUGAAUGAUGGGAUUGGAAUUUGUGCCAACCCUUUGUUGGGGAUAUUGAUGAGCUAGAGUAAGCAAUUAAAUGCUUGUGCAAUAGACUAUGAACCUGCCUGUUUUGUUUUGCAUUAGAGAAAAAUUGCUUUACUUUUGCUUAUAUUUUUUAUAUAUUUAUUGAUACAAUAUACCUUAUGUGGUCCUAUUUCAUAAGACUGAGUUUUCAUGCUGUUUUGGUAGUAACUUUUGUUUAUUAUGUUGACCAUUCAGAUCAGAAAUUCUUGAGAAGGUUGACUUGACUACUAAAUACACCAAUAAUUAUUUUCUACUAAGAUUCCCUGAAGAAGAAUGUGUUACUAUCAUUUUAUUGAAAAAUCACUGUGAGUCAGAUACAUCUGGUAUAUGUUGAGGUCAGGUGUUAGAUGACCCUAUUUGGACAAAGAUAGACAACUCUCGAUUUCUGAUAAUUCCUGAUGAUUUCUGAGAAUUAUGUGUCAAUUCUUUCAUUCAUUACUGAUUCUAUUGAUUUUUGAACCGUUACAAAGAUAUAGAAAAGUUUGGAACAUAUUGAUGAAAAUUUAUCAUAGAUUAAUUUCAGUUUUAGCAAUCUAAAUCAUAUUUUAUGACAUCUUCCGGUGUAAGAGUAUCAACAGAUGAUACAAAGAUAACUUUUAUAUAAUUGUACUGUUACUGUGUAUUUGUGGGAUACCAGAGUUAUUAAGAAAAAAUGUUUUUCUUUGAUAACAGAAUUCAACAACAAUAGUAGCUAGAAAUCAAAAUAAUGUUGUUUAAAUAUAUUUGUACAAUGCUUGUUGAUGUUUAAUUUUGAAUUUAUAAGUGUCAUUGUUGUGAUCCUUCGUUGACUUUGGUGCUGAUUUUUUCCCUGUACUGCUGAUACCACUUGUGUGAUACACACCUCCUGUUAGUCGUUACCUUUACCUCAAGUUUUUUGUGUGACAUCAUGAUUAAUUUUACAUAGACAAAAAAAAAUGUGUCCAAAAUUAUCUACUCAAGUUCCAGUUGCUGACUAAUUUUUAACUGGUGCUACUAUGCAGUGUAAAAAGGAAAUUACAUUGCUAUACAUAUACGGCAAUAAGCCCAGGUGGCCAACACAUUACAUCCUACACAAAUCAGGAAUUGAGCUUAUUACCAGAACUUGUCAUAAAUGUUAAUCAACAUAUGAUGAGGUUUCCAUGGUAACCACCGUGUUCUCUCUAUUAUGUGCCUCUUCUACUGCAGGUCGCAUAAAAAUGAAAUAUUAUUCUAUAUUCACACUGUAAUACUUCUGUAUAAACUAACGAGAAAGAGGGAUAAUUUGAAGGACGAUAGAACAAACAACUGUUUUGAUGUUUUAAUUUAGAUAUGGAGAUGGUAUUUUGUCUGAUAAAUAACAUUUUAGAUGAUACACAUACAGAUCGGAGUGAAAGUUGUAUCCUAAUUUUAAGAGCUUUUCCAAUAUUUAGGGCUUUGAUUUUUAAAUCUGAUAUUAAUUACUCAUCAUACCAAAUUUUCAGUGCUCCUUAUGUUGUAAAGUGUACCUAGGUGCCUGAUACAGGGAAUACAGUAACCAGAUUAAUCAAUGAUAAAAUGUUUUUUUUUUACCUCAAAUGGAAGAUAUGGUCUUGCACAUUGAAUGUUUAAUAUGAUUUUGCAGAUUCCUGUAAUGCUUUUGUUUUCCCAAUGGCCAAAAUGUAUUGAUCUAUGUUUGGAGUACAGUGUAAGGAUGCAAUUGUAAAAUUAUUAUAAAGAUUGUGCAUGAAUGUGUGACCCUGGGUGACAUGACUGUGUUGAUGAACUGUUUGUACUUCAAUAGUAGUGGGGGGUUGUGUUAAGUGUCAAGGUCUUAUUAACACCACAAUGAUAAUAAUAAUAUCUAUAUAAAAUAAUGAUGGGUUUUUAUUUAUAUUUUACAGUAAUUCGAAUUUGAUUUGAUAAUUAUAUGCAGAAAAUGUACUAGUUAGAGACUUAUUAGUCCGGAAGAAAUAGUGUUAUCUUGUGUAUUUAUGGUAUAGGAGAUAGAUGUAACAGUAAUUUUGUAGUAAUUACAGAUAUAUUACGCAGUUUUCAUUUACAUACUACAUACGAAGGCCAUCAGUUAGCAUAUCACAAUGUUGAGAAAUCUUUUUUCAUAAAUCCCAUCGGCUUCUUUAUUUCCCUAUGUAAACUAGCUUUGGCGUCAAACAUUUCACUAAAUAUAAGGGUUAUCUCCCUUACGGGUUUUAAUCAACAGUAUUAAAGUGUCAAGAUGCUGAUGUUAAUUUGUAUUUACAAUAAUUCAUAAACAUUGAUUAAUAAUGUGAAAUUACUUUUUCUGGUCACACUUGAUUCCACACCACUUUUUCUCUGUCACAAGUCAAUUUUGUAAAGCAAAAGAAAAUUUGCAGUGGAUUGUAAAAAAAAAAACAUUUCGAUUAAAAUUGAAAAUUGAAAUGUAAUUGAUUUACUGUAUAAGUCCAGACAUUGUGAUGCAGUGUAAUACUGUUAAGUUGCUAUACACAGGUGGCCUCUGUUUUGCAAAUAUGAUUUACAAACUAUUGAAAUGGUUUACUUGCAAGCAUUUGUUGAGCUAUAUUUAUAUUUUUGAUUAUUUUCAGAAUAUGUACCGAUGCUCAUUAAUAAAAAUUACCUUAUUUUAA